Racocetra persica is the source of this 435-nucleotide messenger RNA. NCBI's taxonomy places the organism in Eukaryota, Fungi, Glomeromycota, Glomeromycetes, Diversisporales, Gigasporaceae. The record is from the annotation of a GenBank genome assembly.
AAACAUAUUCGGAAAUUGGUUCAUUAACAGAAGAUUUUAACCAACUUAAAACCUUUUACCAAACCGAGAAAGAUUACGAAAUCAAAAUGAAGGAAGUACUAGAAAUGAAUGAGCUUUUUUCUGAAAGCACAUAUCAUAUAGAAAAUGAUGAAAAAAUACCAUAUUUUAAUAAUCAUGUUCUUAGCCCAUUGCAAAUUAAAAAAUUUCAAAAAAUAUUUUACCAAAGUACAAUUAAAGAAAACAACGAACAAGAAAUUAAUGAAAAAUUAACCGUUAUAUUAGAUCAACAAGAGAAAGAAGCAUUUACUAAUAAACUUUGUACACGGAAUGUGCUUUCAGGAAGAAAAUCUAAUAACGCUUUAUCAUUCACGAUUGUUUUGAAUGUUCUUACAUUUAUUGUCAAUUUUGCAAACUGUCAUGGAUUGCCAUCACCAG